Molecule: messenger RNA, 1275 nt
Organism: Lolium rigidum
Lineage: Eukaryota; Viridiplantae; Streptophyta; Magnoliopsida; Poales; Poaceae
Product: epoxide hydrolase A-like
Exons: 4
Coding region: 17-988 (323 amino acids)
Molecular function (GO): hydrolase activity
Source: RefSeq, a predicted model, not a curated record
CCCAACCAAACCGAGCAUGGCGUCCGUCGACGCAGGCGGCGAGGUGCGGCACUGCAGCGCGGAGGUCAACGGCGUCUCCCUCCAUGUCGCCGAGCAGGGCCCCGCCGCCGGCCCGGCUGUGCUCCUCCUCCACGGCUUCCCGGAGCUGUGGCUCUCGUGGCGCCACCAGAUGGCCGCCCUCGCGGCCCGCGGCUUCCGCGCCCUCGCCCCCGACCUCCGCGGCUACGGUGACUCCUCUGCCCCCACGGACCCCGCCACCUACACCAUCCUCCACCUCGUCGGCGACGCAGUCGCGCUCCUCGACCACCUCCGCCUCCCCAAGGUGUUUGUGGUGGGCCAUGACUGGGGAGCGCAGGUGGCGUGGCACCUCUGCCUGCUCCGGCCGGACCGGGUGCGCGCCGUCGUCGGCCUCGGGGUGCCCUACUUCCCCCGCGCCCCUCGACCUAUGGCGGAGCUCUUCGCGACGCGCGGCGAUGGGUUCUACAUGACGCAGUUUCAGGAACCUGGAAGAGCUGAAAAGGCAUUUGCUCGCUACGACGUCGCGACUGUCCUAAAGAAGUUCUACUCAAUUGAAUUAGAUGACCUCGCCGCUCCUCCUGGAGUAGAGAUCAUAGACUUCUUCCAGGAAUCAUCAUCCCCACUUCCGUGGAUGACUGACGAAGAACUAGGCCAGUACGCCGAGAAGUUUCAGAAGUCUGGCUUCACCGGGCCACUCAACUACUACCGCAUGAUGGACACGAAUUGGAGGCUUACUGCUCCGUGGCACGACGCGAAGAUCACGGUGCCUGCGAAGUUCAUCGUGGGUGAGAAGGACAUCGGCAUGGAGUCCUUUGGAACCAAGCACUACAUCGAGAGCGGGGGUUUCAAGUCCAAUGUUCCAGACCUUGAAGUUGCCAUCAUUGAAGGACACCAUUUCCUCCAGCAAGAGCAGGCCGAGAGAGUGAACGCUGAGAUACUGUCCUUCCUCGACAAGUUCACUGAGAACUGAGUAAGCAGAUGACGUGCACCUGAGCUGGUUUUACAUCUGUGAGUGCUACCUUUCUGUUGUAAAAAAACGCAAAGCUCUUAGAGCCAUGAACUCGAAUAAAUGUUGCCAUUUGUUUUUUUUCGAAUCAAGGCAAAGGAUUUGCCAUUUUUAUUGAAUAUAAGAAGAAGUUGUUAGAAGUUUUACAAGCCCCGUCCUGGCCAAAGAUAGCCAUUUGUUGACUUGAAAAGAAUAUUAUGUGAACUGUUCAGCAGAUGAAAUACUGAAUAAAGCAAGGUUCUGAUGCAAAA